AUGGCCUACCCAUAUAGGAAGAUUCCCAGCCAUUUUGCCAAAGAUGCGCCCCGGGAAGGAGACACUGGCCCUUCGGGUGCUUCCCUUCUGCCCUCGGGAGCGCUGGGGAGUAGCAGCAGUCUGAGCAAAGAGAGCCUCGAAGAGAGAGUGACUUUGGCCCCUCUGAAUCCAGCGCAGUCGGGGGAAGAUCUUCGAGAGCCAGGGCUAGAAGGGGCAGCCCCUUCGGCCCCCCUGUCCACGCGGCUGCCGGAGGAGGCCGCCACCAAGCGCGCCCUCCCCUCCGGGAAGAAGCUGCCUUCGCUGAAGCAGGUGAACUCGGCCAGGAAACAGCUGCGGCCCAAAGCCACCUCCACGGCAGCUGUCCAGAGGGCGGCGUCCCCGCCUGCAUCCUCAGGCCUGGGGCUCCUCUCCUCUGCCACCGAGAAGCCCCGCCCCCCGGGAGACCCCGAGCCCGCCGCCUCCGAAGAGCCCCUCUGGCUGGACCGGAAGGCAGGUGCGGUCCCCACGACGCCUGCACCCCUGCAGAUCUCCCCCUUCACCUCGCAGCCCUACAUGGCCCACACGCUCCCCCAGAGGCCCGACCCCGGGGAGCCUGCGGCGCCUGAUGAUGCCCCCGAGGCUCCCCCAGAAGAUGCCAGUCCCAUGACCUUAAUGGACAAAGGCGAGAACGAACUGACCGGGUCAGCCUCAGAGGAGAGCCAGGAGACCACGACAUCCACCAUCAUCACCACCACAGUCAUCACGACUGAGCAGGCCCCCGCUCCCUGCAGUGUGAGCUUCUCCGAUCCUGAAGGGUACAUCGACUCCAGUGACUACCCACCGCUGCCCCUCAGUAGCUUCCUGGAGUGUACAUACAACGUGACGGUCUACACUGGCUACGGUGUGGAGCUCCAGGUGAAGAGCGUGAACCUGUCUGACGGCGAGCUGCUCUCCAUCCGCGGGGUGGACGGUCCCACCCUGACUGUCCUGGCCAACCAGACUCUCCUGGUAGAGGGACAGGUUAUCCGAAGUCCCACCAACACCAUCUCUGUCUACUUCCGGACCUUCCAGGAUGACGUCCUUGGGACUUUUCAGCUGCAUUAUCAGGCCUUCAUGCUGAGCUGCAAUUUUCCCCGCCGGCCCGACUACGGGGAUGUCACCGUGAUGGACCUGCACCCGGGCGGGGCGGCCCACUUCCACUGCCACCUGGGCUAUGAGCUCCAGGGCGCCAAGAAGGUGACUUGCAUGAAUGCCUCCAAGCCACACUGGAGCAGCGAGGAGCCCGUCUGUUCAGCCCCUUGUGGAGGGGCUGUGCACAAUGCCACCAUUGGCCGGGUCCUCUCCCCAAGUUACCCAGGAAACACCAAUGGGAGCCAGUUCUGCGUGUGGACCAUUGAAGCUCCGGAGGGCCAGAAGCUACACCUGCAUUUCGAGAGGCUGUCAUUGCAUGAGAAGGACAGGAUGAUGGUCUACAGUGGCCUGACCAACAAGUCUGCUCCUCUCUAUGACUCCCUCCAAACCGAGAAUGUCCCCUUUGAGGGUCUGCUGAGUGAGGGCAACAGCAUCCGCAUUGAGUUCACGUCUGACCAGGCACGAGCAGCCUCAGCCUUCAACAUCCGGUUCGAGGCCUUUGAGAAAGGCCACUGUUAUGAGCCCUACAUUCAGAAUGGGAAUUUCACCACAUCUGACCCGACCUAUAACAUCGGAACGACAGUGGAGUUCACCUGCGACCCUGGCCACUCUCUGGAGCAAGGUCCGGCCAUUAUCGAGUGCAUCAACAUGCGGGACCCAUACUGGAAUGACACAGAGCCCCUAUGCAGAGCCAUGUGUGGUGGGGAGCUCUCUGCCGUGGCCGGGGUGGUACUGUCCCCAAACUGGCCAGAGCCGUAUGUGGAAGGUGAAGAUUGUAUCUGGAAGAUUCACGUAGGGGAGGAGAAACGGAUCUUCUUAGACAUCCAGUUCCUGAACCUGAGCAACAGCGACAUCCUGACUAUCUAUGACGGCGAUGAGGUCAUGCCUCACAUCUUGGGGCAGUACCUUGGGAACAGUGGUCCCCAGAAGCUGUACUCGUCCACACCGGACUUAACCAUCCAGUUCCACUCGGACCCUGCUGGCCUCAUCUUUGGGAAAGGCCAGGGAUUUAUAAUGAACUACGUAGAGGUAUCAAGGAAUGAUUCCUGCUCAGACCUGCCAGAAAUCCAGAACGGCUGGAAAACCACUUCUCAUACGGAGCUUGUGAGAGGAGCCAGAAUCACGUACCAGUGUGACCCGGGCUAUGACAUAGUAGGAAGUGACACCCUCACCUGCCAGUGGGACCUCAGCUGGAGCAGCGACCCCCCGUUUUGUGAGAAAAUUAUGUACUGCACCGACCCCGGGGAAGUGGACCACUCGACCCGCUUAAUUUCAGAUCCCGUGCUGCUGGUGGGCACCACCAUCCAAUACACAUGCAACCCCGGCUUUGUGCUGGAAGGGAGCUCUCUUCUAACCUGCUACAGCCGAGAGACUGGCACGCCCAUCUGGACGUCUCGCCUACCCCAUUGUGUUUCGGAAGAGUCCCUGGCAUGUGACAACCCUGGCUUGCCCGAAAACGGUUACCAAAUCCUGUACAAGAGGCUCUACCUGCCAGGAGAGUCCCUCACCUUCAUGUGCUACGAAGGCUUUGAGCUCAUGGGCGAAGUGACCAUUCGAUGCAUCCUGGGACAGCCAUCCCACUGGAACGGGCCCCUGCCCAUUUGUAAAGUUAAUCAAGACAGCUUUGAACACGCAUUAGAAGUAGCAGAAGCAGCAGCCGAGACAUCGCUGGAAGGGGGAAAUAUGGCACUGGCUAUCUUCAUCCCAGUCCUCAUCAUCUCCUUACUGCUGGGAGGAGCCUACAUUUACAUCACCAGAUGUCGCUAUUACUCCAACCUCCGCCUGCCCCUGAUGUACUCCCACCCUUACAGCCAGAUCACCGUGGAAACCGAGUUUGACAACCCCAUUUAUGAGACAGGGGAAACCAGGGAGUAUGAAGUUUCCAUUUAA
Messenger RNA from Neomonachus schauinslandi (Hawaiian monk seal), 3000 nucleotides. It is a transcript of the gene SEZ6L, whose product is annotated as seizure related 6 homolog like. The coding region runs from base 1 to 3000 and encodes 999 amino acids. NCBI's taxonomy places the organism in Eukaryota, Metazoa, Chordata, Mammalia, Carnivora, Phocidae. Gene Ontology annotation, cellular component: endoplasmic reticulum; neuronal cell body. The transcript is spliced from 17 exons. The record is from RefSeq and is a predicted model, not a curated record. Gene Ontology annotation, biological process: synapse maturation.